Cajanus cajan (pigeon pea) is the source of this 1951-nucleotide messenger RNA. RefSeq names its product phospho-2-dehydro-3-deoxyheptonate aldolase 1, chloroplastic. Gene Ontology annotation, biological process: aromatic amino acid biosynthetic process. NCBI's taxonomy places the organism in Eukaryota, Viridiplantae, Streptophyta, Magnoliopsida, Fabales, Fabaceae. Gene Ontology annotation, molecular function: 3-deoxy-7-phosphoheptulonate synthase activity. The record is from RefSeq and is a predicted model, not a curated record.
UCAGAAAACCGUAGUCUUUGUCUUUUAUCUCUAUACAGAAAGAAAGAGGACAAUGGCUGGCACCGCUACCAACUCUCUCAUUCCCACAAAAACACUACUCCCAAACCCAAACCAUUCCCUCCUCCCUUCCUCCAACCUCAAAAGCAACAGCCAAUGCUACUCUUCUUCCAGGCCCAGGCCCAGGCCCAUCCAGGCCGUUCAGGCGGCGGAGAACAAGCCCGCAGCGAAUGCAAUCUCGGUGAGGCGCGAGACGACGAAAUGGGCCGUGGACAGCUGGAAAACGAAAAAGGCCCUCCAGCUCCCGGAAUAUCCGGACCGGGAGAAGCUGCAGUCGGUGCUAAAGAGCCUGGAAACGUUCCCUCCAAUCGUGUUCGCCGGAGAGGCCCGGAGCCUGGAGGAGCGGCUGGGCGAGGCCGCCAUGGGGAGGGCCUUCCUCCUCCAGGGCGGGGACUGCGCCGAGAGCUUCAAGGAGUUUCACGCCAACAACAUCCGCGACACCUUCCGAAUCCUCCUCCAGAUGAGCGUCGUCAUGAUGUUCGGCGGCCAGAUGCCGGUCAUUAAGGUGGGACGAAUGGCGGGUCAGUUUGCGAAACCGAGAUCGGGAGCGUUCGAGGAGAAGGACGGGGUGAAGCUCCCGGUUUACAGAGGAGAUAAUGUCAAUGGAGAUGCAUUCGAUGCCAAGAUUAGGAUUCCCGAUCCUCAAAGGAUGAUCAGAGCGUAUAGUCAAUCCGCCGCCACGCUCAAUCUUCUCAGGGCGUUUGCCACCGGAGGCUACGCUGCUAUGCAGAGGGUUAGCCAAUGGAAUUUGGACUUCACGCAGCACAGCGAACAAGGAGACAGGUACCUAGAGCUUGCUCACCGAGUUGAUGAGGCCCUUGGAUUCAUGGCUGCUUCAGGCCUCACGGUGGACCAUCCUAUAAUGCAAGCAACUGAGUUCUGGACUUCACAUGAAUGUUUGUUGUUGCCAUAUGAACAAACACUCACUAGGUUGGAUUCAACUUCUGGUCUCUACUAUGAUUGCUCCGCCCAUAUGCUUUGGGUUGGGGAACGGACUAGGCAGCUCGAUGGUGCCCAUGUUGAGUUUCUAAGAGGAGUUGCCAAUCCCCUUGGAGUUAAGGUAAGUGAUAAGCUAGAUCCAAAUGAGCUUGUUAAACUGAUCGAGAUCUUGAAUCCCCAAAACAAACCCGGGAGAAUAACUUUGAUCACGAGGAUGGGAGCUGAAAAUAUGAGGAUCAAGCUUCCACAUCUGAUCAGGGCAGUACGCAGAGCCGGACAAAUUGUAACUUGGGUCACUGAUCCUAUGCAUGGGAACACCAUAAAGGCUCCGUGUGGACUCAAAACUCGCCCCUUCGAUUCCAUCAUGGCGGAGGUGAAAGCAUUCUUCGAUGUGCAUGAACAGGAAGGAAGCCACGCUGGUGGGAUCCAUCUUGAGAUGACGGGUCAGAAUGUGACUGAGUGCAUUGGUGGGUCGAGGACAGUCACCUUUGAUGAUCUCAGCUCACGUUACCACACACACUGUGACCCUAGGCUCAAUGCUUCACAAUCUCUUGAGCUUGCUUUCAUCAUUUCUGCAAGGCUCAGAAAGAGUAGGAUCGGAUCGGAGCAACUCUUUCCUCAAUAGGCUUGUAAAAUGGCUUUGCUCCUUUUAUAUAUGGAGACAGCCAACAAUGUGAUUGAAUAAUGUUUUAUGGACACCCGGUGUUAGUCUAGCAGAGAAGAGAAGAUAAAUUGAGAGAAAUAAGAUCUGUUAAUUAGUAUUUGUUGCAAUGAGGUGUCUGUGAAUGUUAUUAGACAUGGACAUGGACCAUUUAGCUAUAUAAAACUAUGGUAAUAAUUGGAUUCACAUGUUCUUGACGACCAGAAUCCAUGUCGACAGAGAACUCGCCUACUCUAGUACUUCUAUUUACUACAUUAAUCGUUUUAUGAUAAGUUUAUGGUUGUCAAGCUUUUA